AUGUACACAAAAUUCAAUCAUAGACCUGUGCAAGAGUUUGCUUAUCAAAGGAAACCAAAGAUUAAAGUUCUAACUAAAUUGGGAUUUUAAGAACUUAUGAAACUCUAGAGCAAUCCAGUCCAGUUUGAAGAACAAGAAGAUCUGACUCUACGUAAUUAUCUUAAAUAAGGCUGUUUAGAUCCAUUUACAAAGAAAUACAGAUCUUAGAUAAAUUUAUGGGAAAAAUUGAAGUAAGUAGAAAACGAGGGAAUUGGUGAAGAGGAAAUUCAGGAAUUUAAUGAAUUUGAGAUUAUGAAUAAGGAACACCCUUAUUUGUUGAGAAAUCAUGCUUAUCCACUCUAAGAAGAAUAUUAGGAACCGCUUAAAUUACCAUAAAUACAGACAGAGAGAUAUCAAAAAAGUAAUGCCCCCAAAAUAUGGGAAUCAUCAUUGUUCAGUGGGGAGAGAGUUUAGUUAAAGAGGAGAAAGUAGAAGAGAUAGGAGGCAUUUAAAUUGGCUGGGUCUUUGUCCAUACUAAGGAAUUUAAUGUAAAUUGAAUAGAGCAGUUAAUUUUGA
Molecule: messenger RNA, 555 nt
Organism: Paramecium tetraurelia
Lineage: Eukaryota; Ciliophora; Oligohymenophorea; Peniculida; Parameciidae
Exons: 2
Source: RefSeq, a predicted model, not a curated record